AUGGAACUCUUAGGUACAUUUUACUUAUUAAAAGCUGUUGUGCGGUGUGCAAGCCACCAUUUCACUAUUGCUAUAAACAAUGGUCGUUAUUGGUUUUAUUAUGAUGAUCUCUGUAGUGCAGUUCAGCAAUAUGCUACAUUUCAAGAUAUUUUGAAUGUUUACGCCAAUGGAUGGUAUUUUGCUGUUUAUGAAAGCUCUGUUGAUAACAUUAUUAAUAUACAUCAAGGCAUUGAUUCCUGUACAUUAAUGCCAGACCAUUCUUAUUCAAAAUUAGAGGAUAAAGAACGCCAAGCCUGUGAUGAUUUUGGGAAAGAAGUUUGCACACCCAGAAAAGCGACAAAGACCAGAAACAAAUACUGACAAAUUGAUAGAUAGAAAAAAAAAAGCUGAACUUAAAUGUAGUAAAUCCACAUUUGAAGAAUUACAAAAUUGCUAAAAAAGCCAAAGAGACAGAGAGUGAAAAACUUUCUAGACAAAAAAAAAAAAAAAAGAAUAUAUGAGGGCAUACAGAAGGAAAAUAAAGGAUUAUGAGACAGGGGGGAGGAGAAGCAAGCACGAUUGAUAAAACAAAAUGUGCAAAAGUGGAACUCUAGACAGAAAAAAGGAAGACAAUACAUUUGAUGUAAUUAAACCAGUAGGAAAAUUUACAGCUAAAAAAGCCAAAGAGACAGAGAGUGAAAAACUUUCUAGACAAAAAAAAAAAAAAAAAGAAUAUAUGAGGGCAUACAGAAGGAAAAUAAAGGAUUAUGAGACAGGGGAGGAAAAGCAAGCACAAUUGAUAAAACAAACUGUGCAAUUUAAGUGGAACUCUAGACAGAAAAAGGAAGACAAUACAUUUGAUGUAAUUAAACCAGUAGGAAAAUUUACAGCAUGGCAAAAAGUAGAUAAACCACUGCAUAAUGUUGACAAAGAAGCAUAUUUAUCUCAAUUUGACAGUAUAAACACUGGACCAAUUCAUGUACAGAAGUGGGCUAUCAAAAACAUGGAAGACUUUCAUAAUUCACUUAAAUUCAAAAUUUAUAUGUGUGAAGUUUGCCAUGAGGCAUGGCCAUUAUCAUCAAAAGGCAAAAAGAGAUCUCCUUAUAUGUGUUCAAGAUGUUCACGUGACAAGAAUGGAGUGAAAAAAUUUUCAUCUCAGAAUGGAAUGAUUCCUUCACAAGUCCCAAAUGAAUUGCAAGGUUUAACGCAAUUAGAGGAAAUGUUAAUAGCUCGUGUUUUCCCAGUAAUUUCUGUUUAUACAAAACCAGGUGGACAAAAAGCAUAUAAAGGUCAUUGUAUUAACUUCUCUCAAGAUAUCCAAGAGUUAGCCAAUUCAUUGCCAAGAAACCUAAGUGAAAUGCCAGUAAUAGUUGUGUCAGUCAAAGGCAAAGAUAAUACUUAUAAAGAUCUCACUGUGAGGCGUGAAAAGGUCAGCUGUGCUCUGCACUGGUUAGUUCAACAUAACCCUGUAUAUAAGGAUAUCACUAUUGAUUAUGAAUUGUUGGCUUUCUUGCCUUCUGAUGGCAUUCCCACUGAGCUGCGUAAAAUUUAUUGUACUGAGAACAGUAAAGAUGAUGAAAUUGAUCCAGACAGAGGUCCUCUUGAUGAAAUACCUUUCAAUGAAGACACAGAAUUGAGUAGCACAAUUCUUAACCCUGUACAACUAAAGCCACAGAAGCAGCUGAUAAAAGAUGAGUUAUUACAAAACAGUAAAAUCAAUUGGCCUAAUAGGAAUUCAAGUCCUCUCAAUGAGUUUAAAAUUGAAUAUUUAGCUACUAUGGCAUUUCCUACUUUGUUCCCAGAUGGCAAAGGAGAUCCUACUAACAGUGCUACAAUGCGUGAUGUGACCCUUGGAGAUAAAAUAAAACAUUUGAUUAAAUUUGCUGAAUAUAAUAAUGGUAAAUGGGCUUAUAGGUUUGCAAGUCACCCACGGUUUGCUUAUUGGGCAUUCAACAUGAUUCAGAGGCACAGACUCCUUAGUCAGGGAAAUAUUUUUUAA
Molecule: messenger RNA, 1978 nt
Organism: Pocillopora meandrina
Lineage: Eukaryota; Metazoa; Cnidaria; Anthozoa; Scleractinia; Pocilloporidae
Source: the annotation of a GenBank genome assembly